AUGCGCUCGUCCUUCCGCAGGCGACCGAAGCCCGCGGGACCCUCCAGGGCCGCCACGCCCGCCCCGAGGAACCGCACAGGCACCUGUAGUCAACUGAAGCCAUCUCUACAGGGGACCUUCCAAGUCCUACGUGGCAAUGGCACUUCUCUGGGGACAGUGCUUCUAUUCCACUGCCCCUCUGGCCACCAGAUGGGGGGCCCUGGUCUCAUCACCUGUGCCUGGAAGGGGAACGUCGCCGACUGGUCUUCAGGGAUACCUGUGUGCAAGUCUGUGCCCCCGUACGAGACCUUUGGCUUCAGGGUGGCAGUGAUUGCCUCCAUCAUCAGCUGUGCCAUCAUCCUGCUCAUGGCCAUGGCCUUCCUGACCUGCUGCCUCAUGAAAUGUGUGAAGCGAGAAGAGCAGCAUCGCUCUGACAGGACGGUCCAGCUGUGGUACCAGCUCAGAGUCGGGGACCUGGAGACGGUCCAGGCUGCCUACCUUAGCCUCAAGGGCCUUAACAACAACAAUAACAUCCACCCCAGGAGCCAGUCCUGCUUGGGAGAAGCUGCCACACAGGCAUAUGACAACCGCUGCUUCACCAUAGACUAUGGUGAGGGCACGAGAAGACUGACUGGCAUGGGCUGUAGCCUGGAUAAAGACCCCAGGAUUCCUGCACCCAGUGCACUGAGCCCCCGCACACCUCACACCCAGGUGAUGGUGCACAGAGAGAAUGCUGCGCAGAUCCUGCUUGCCUCUGAAGCGAUCCUAGAAACGCCAGGACAAGUAGCCGCAAACGUCCCAGAGUCACCAAGAAGCGGCAACCAGUUCUUGCCCACCCAGAACACAAUGGAGACCUAGCGGAUGAGGCCCACCCCACCGGCCUUCCACCUGGUCUCCCAUGGGUGUCUAAUUGGAAAUGGUGGUGCCCUCUCAGGACUGAGCCCUGACUAGCUAUUUAUAUAUAUAUGGCUUCCUCAAAACCACUGAUAAGGUUAAGCAACUAGCUGUAGCCUCUUGCUAAUCUCAGUUCCCUUAAAGAGAUUGGAGGGAAUUUUUUUGUUUUUUAGAAAAUCUAGUUUUGUAUAAUUGGUUAAGAAAACAAUAAACUUCUUUUUUCAGCAAUUAAA
This is a messenger RNA of Echinops telfairi (small Madagascar hedgehog), 1106 nucleotides long. It is a transcript of the gene SUSD3, whose product is annotated as sushi domain containing 3. The record is from RefSeq and is a predicted model, not a curated record. Bases 1 to 837 code for a protein of 278 amino acids. Gene Ontology annotation, cellular component: plasma membrane. NCBI's taxonomy places the organism in Eukaryota, Metazoa, Chordata, Mammalia, Afrosoricida, Tenrecidae. The transcript has 5 exons.